UCCACGAUUCUUCUCUUUCAACGGAGCAAUGGCAGCCGGAGCUCCGACGACCUCAAAUUCCACGACCCCGUUUCUAUCAAAAACGUACAGUUUAGUCGAUGAUCCUUCAACAGACGGAAUAAUUUCAUGGAGUAAAGAUGGAUCCAGUUUCAUAGUAUGGGAUCAAUCCGAAUUCGCUAAAACCCUUCUUCCAAAGUUCUUCAAACACGAAAACUUUUCCAGUUUCGUUCGUCAACUCAACAUCUAUCAAUUUAGAAAGAUAUCGCCUGAUCAAUGGGAAUUUUCGAAUGAGAAUUUCCGGAGAGGGAAGAAAGAUCUUCUCAGUCAGAUUUCACGACGGAAGUCUGUUACAAUGGUUCCUGUAACUCUACCACCGUUGAGUGAAGAAGAACAAGUAAGUAAUUCUUCUGGAUCAUGUAGAUCUAGUUCUGCACCUUCGUCGAUUUCGAUAUCUGUUAAUAAUUCGGAACUGAUUGAAGAAAACGAAAGGUUAAGGAAUGAGAAUUGUAAACUUAAAAGGGAUUUGAGUCAGAUUACAAGUUUAUUUCAAACAAUACAAUCUUUGACUUCGAACUAUGUUGAUAAUCAUCAACAAUUGUCGGGAAAUUGUUCUCCGGCGAUGAAACCGCUGGAUCUGUUGCCGGUGGAGGUGGAAAAAGAAGAAGAAGCGAUUAGUACGAAACUGUUCGGUGUGUGUAUAGCUAGUGUGAAGAGACAGAAGAGAAUUAGUGUCUGCGGUGAAAGAAAAGACAUGUCUUGAUGUCAGGAGUUUUGCAGUUUGAACUGUAAUGUAUAACGUAUGAUAAUGAAAACAAACCGCCAUUAAAGCUGAAGAAAGCAUUUUGUUUUUCUACGGCACCAGGAGAUUGUGCUGCCGGUGGAGGUGAUACCAUUUUUGGAAAUCAGACGGAGAUUGUGAUCGGAAUGUUUCUCCGACGACUCUCGGUUU
This is a messenger RNA of Impatiens glandulifera, 949 nucleotides long. RefSeq names its product heat stress transcription factor B-2a-like. Gene Ontology annotation, molecular function: DNA-binding transcription factor activity; RNA polymerase II cis-regulatory region sequence-specific DNA binding. NCBI's taxonomy places the organism in Eukaryota, Viridiplantae, Streptophyta, Magnoliopsida, Ericales, Balsaminaceae. Gene Ontology annotation, biological process: regulation of transcription by RNA polymerase II. Gene Ontology annotation, cellular component: nucleus. The coding region runs from base 29 to 760 and encodes 243 amino acids. The record is from RefSeq and is a predicted model, not a curated record. The transcript is spliced from 2 exons.